AUCAUGGCGGCGGGUCACAGGACGACGGCGUCCAACUUUACCGUGAACCUCUGGCACGUGGCGAGGUACGAACACAUUCAGCGUGGCAUCGAAGAGGAGUUAGAGGCGCUCGGUGGUCGACCGCCGACAUUUAAGGAUGUGCAAGAUGGCCGAUUACCUUACACGCAGCGAGUUGUGAAGGAAUCGCUUCGCAAAUACGCCCCGAUCAACUUGUUCCCGCGCCUCGCCGAAGGCGCGGACACGCUGCCCAGCGGACACAAGGUUGAAGCUGGAGACUUUAUUUUAUUAUCCACGUACGCCAUGGGGCGAAACCCGAGAGUUUGGGAGAAUCCUGAAAAGUUUGAUCCCGACCGCUUC
Molecule: messenger RNA, 357 nt
Organism: Ostreococcus lucimarinus CCE9901
Lineage: Eukaryota; Viridiplantae; Chlorophyta; Mamiellophyceae; Mamiellales; Bathycoccaceae
Exons: 1
Molecular function (GO): oxidoreductase activity, acting on paired donors, with incorporation or reduction of molecular oxygen; monooxygenase activity; heme binding
Source: RefSeq, a predicted model, not a curated record